AUGAAUCCCCAGGCGGUUUUGGGAUACGUUUGCCUGCUUUGCUUUUCCUUCGUGAGCGCAGCAAAAGGGAAUCCGCAGCCGCUUUCUUUCCAGCCCGGGACCCUGUAUCAGUACCGCUAUUCCCUGGAUGUCCAGCUGGACCACGUGUCCACACCGUCCCCGCGGGGAGCCUGGCUGCGGGCUGAGGCGUUGGUCCAGCUGCACCGGCUCUGGAGGGACCGAGGCAGGGAAGAGCUGCUCCAGGUGCAGAUCCGCGACCUGAAAGCCCAACACGAGCUGGAAGAGGAGAGGAGCCAGGACGGCACUGGAGGUCCCCCUGCAGAGAUUGCACUGAGCCAGAAGGCACGGGCAGAGCUCCAGCAGCCGGUGUUCAUCUCCUGGAGCAGCGGGAAGGUCAAAGCCUUCUACGGGGACGAAGCAGAAAGCAUCCUGAUCUCGAACCUGAAGCGAGGCGUCGUCAGUCUGCUCCAGCUCCAGCCCCACGCCGGCACCGCAGUGGAGGAGGACGUCUCCGGGAGCUGCCAAGUCACGUAUGCUGUGUCCAACCAUUCCAUCACGAAGACGAAAGAUCUCCUCAGCUGCGCAAAGCCGAACCCUGGAUUCACCUCCGUAAACAAAAUUUUUGGAGUCGAGUGGCAGCCCACCAGCAAAAGCCAGUACGUGGUGAAAGACAACCUCCUCCAGUCGGUGCUGUCAGAGGAAAGCCACGUGGUGUCUCCAGCCCUGAGGUCCACCACCGGCAUCAAAAUCAGUUCAAGGCAGCAGCUCCAGCUGGUGUCUCCUCCGAUGCCCGGUCCGACAGAGGUGGCCGGACGAAGCCUUGAGGACGCGCUGGCUGGCACGGAGGGACGGCACCAGCCCCUAGGCAUGGCCAGCCUGCCCUUCAAGAGGGUCUGCACCCGCUGCCCAUCGCUGAGAGCCUACCUGAAGGCUUUUGACGGCCAGAGAGUCAAAAUGGACACCUCGAAGGCCGCGACCACGUGGCAGUUCCAGAGGUUCAUCCAGAUGCUGCGCAGCGCCAAGAAGAGAGACGUUCUGGAGCUGCUGAGGAGAGCGCCCGAGGAGAUGCUCCCCUUCGUUGUGGAGACGGCUGUGGCCGCACAGUCAGUGGCAUCCUUGGCGGCUCUCUCAGACUUUCUGGAUUUCGGCAAGGAGCCCAAAUCCCUGCUGGAGAAGUUUCUCUACGCAGCAGCUUUCUCUCCCCGGCCUUCAGGAGAGCUUCUCCGCCUGGUGUUAGACAAGCUGGAUGGGAAGCAGCUGGCCCCCGAGGUCCGGGAGACAGGGAUAGUUGCCCUGGGCUCUCUGGUUGGCAAGCUGUGCCAGCAGAAGCUGUGUGGGCUGCAGGAGGUGGCACGUGGGGUGGAAACCAUCCUCGCAGGGCUAAGAGGCGCCGAGGAGGAGUCCGAGGCGGUCAUUUACCUGCUGGCCCUGGGGAACGCGGUGCUCCCCGAAACCAUCCCCACUCUCCUGGACCACGCCGAGGAGGGUCCCGCCGCCGUCGCCACCGCGGCCAUCUCUGCCCUGCGGCGAUUCCCUGCUCGGCACAUCUCCAGCAAGGUGAAACGAGCAAUGAGGAGGAUUUUCCACGAGAAGAGGAAGAGCUACGAAAAAACAUGUCGCCUGGCCGCUGCAGAAAUCCUCCUAGAUAACGAGCCCUCGCCCAUGGAUGUCAUCAACAUCCUGCUGGCCGCCAGCGAGCUGGAGACGGAGACGGCAACGUUUCUGCUGCUGAAGGUCCAGAACAGCCUGCGUGCUGACCACCACCACCCGGCAAGGAAGAUAAUGAAAGACAUCAUGGGAGACCCACGGAUAAAUAAUUACAACUUCUUCUCGAAAGCCGGCAUCUCCUCUUCUUUCUCAGGACCUCUGACAGUCACCCAGGACCUGCUUUCCACCUUCGAGCUGGACCUGCUGUUUCUGGAGGGUGGAUUCCUGAGGAAGAGCGUCUCUGACUUCUCGCUGUUCAGCCGCGGCCGGCGGCUUCGCGCAGCUCAGGUCACUAUUGAAGCACAAGGGAUGGAGUCGAUGCUGGGAGAAAACGUCUCGGAAGGGGAAGAGGAGCCAGAGCUCAUGGCCGGGAUGUCUGCCAUCUUCUUCGAUGUUCAGUUGCGGCCGAUCGUCUUCUUCCAGGGAUAUACAGACUUAAUGGCCAAGGUCCUGUUAAGCAGCGGAGAACCCACAAGCAUGGUCAAAGGGAACCUCCUGCUGACGGACCAUCACCAGGUCAUUCCUCUGCAGUCUGGCCUCCAAGUGGCCGUCAAACUCCAGGGCGGGCUGGGGCUUGACAUUUCAGCUGACAUGGACGUGAGCAUCUGGGAGCAGGAUCUGAAAACCAGCAUCAACGCGAGGGGAAACCUUGCCAUUGAUUUCCAGGCAGAACUAGAUGCCCCUUUCCUCCAAGCCACCCUGAGAAGCCAGACGGAGGUGGAGACCUCAAUCCACUUUGACACCAUGCUGAGGUUUUCCGGCAGCCCAGUGCUCAUGUGCCUGCAGCUGAGAGAGGAGCAGGUCCCGUACAGAGAAAUCUUCACAGUUUCCAAGUCUGCCGGGAGCCAGAGCAGCACCGCUCGAAAAGGCAGGCAGGGCACCGUGCCCGGGCGGGAGUUUGCCUUGCACCGGGCCAACUCCAAGGUCUGCAACCUCCUGCUGACGGCGGAAGAAGAAUAGCGGAGUCGGAGCGCUUUGGGACUGGGUAACUGCCCCUUCUCCUGCCACACACCCCAGUUCUCUGUGAACCCGACAUGAGGUGGCAAGGGCUCUGCCCAACUCCUCCACAACCAUCUUUUAAUAAGAAAAAUGCUGCGCUAAGGGCAUCAGAAGAGACCACACGAGGAACUGCUGCAGGACAGCCAGAGGCACCCCUUGCUUGGGGCUGGAGGAGCCAAACCUGCCCUCCCCACCCCAAAGGCUGAGAUUUCCCCCGCCUGAACUCUUCCCCUUCAUGGGGAAGGGCUUGCUGGGAGCCAAACUGGUCCUUGUGAAAAACAGCCUUCUUUUGCAAAUGAAUGAGUUUCUCGGAGCCCAAGAAACCCUUCUGCAAGCCUAUACCCAAAAAUGCCAUGUUUUCUCCCCAUUUAUCAAAGUGGUCAGGAGGGAGCACAUCUAGCAGCCAGCAGGGAGGAGGUUCCCCACAGAAGGAGUGAAUGACCCUUAUUUAAUGUACAGUUUUGCGGCUGCCAACUUGUCCAGAAACAUGGAAAAACAUAUUUCUGGAGGAGGU
Molecule: messenger RNA, 3220 nt
Organism: Gymnogyps californianus (California condor)
Lineage: Eukaryota; Metazoa; Chordata; Aves; Accipitriformes; Cathartidae
Product: microsomal triglyceride transfer protein-like
Exons: 18
Coding region: 1-2667 (888 amino acids)
Biological process (GO): lipoprotein metabolic process; lipid transport
Cellular component (GO): Golgi apparatus; basolateral plasma membrane; endoplasmic reticulum
Molecular function (GO): lipid binding
Source: RefSeq, a predicted model, not a curated record